CAGGAGAAGGGCCUCAGAUGCCUUAGGCUGUGGCAGGAGAAUGGAUUACUCCCUAAACCUGAGCAAAGCAGUCUUGUGGCUGGAACUUGGCCUUGCAAGGUGUAUUGAGGGUAAAGGUGGGCGGUGCAUGCUUUCCUUUUCCUACUUCAUAACAAGUGAAACUGAGACAGGAAGGGGGCCCCCAGUCCCAUUUUUACCUGACUCUCAGGACACACUCGGGAUCCUGGGCCUGCCUGCUGGUAGAAGUUCCCAGCUCCACUCCCUCCCCAGCGGAAGUCCCUCGAGAGCUUGAGAGUUCAGGCUGGAGCCUGGCUGGGACACACUGUUCCCCACUUGCCCUUUUGCCCUGCCCUGAGACCAGAAUUUUCACCCGGCCCCACCGGGGGCAGGAUCUCAAGACCAUGGAUCCCUGCAGAUCCCUGGAGAGUGUGGUGUCCCGGGUGUGGGACAACUCCAGAGUUGGGGGAGUAGGGGGAGCAAAAGAUCACAGGCUGACACUCCCAGCAGGGUAGAUCCUGGGAAUCUGAUCUCCUGGCCUCCCCCACAUCCUCCCCCCUCCACUUCCUGGAGCAGCGACCUGCCCCCUUCCCGCCUGCACUUCCCUCCACUUCCAGGGCCGGGCUUCUCCUCACACCAGCCAGCCAGCCUACCCUCCGCCCAGGGGAAGCGGCUGCCUCCGCCAGGCCGCUUCCAGGAAGCCCCGGGCCAGGCCCCAGCAUUGUUCAGGCCCUGGGGCCGGCACCCCAGCCAGCCGAACACCAUGAAGUCCAGCAGCCCCGUGGAGAGGCUGCUCAGAGCCCUGGGGAGGAGGGACGGCAGCCGGGCCACAAGCAGGCCUAGGAAAGCUGAGCCUCAUAGCUUCCGGGAGAAGGUUUUCCGGAAGAAACCUCCAGUCUGUGCAGUAUGUAAGGUGACCAUCGAUGGGACAGGCGUUUCGUGCAGAGUCUGCAAGGUGGCGACGCACAGAAAAUGUGAAGCAAAGGUGACUUCAGCCUGUCAGGCCUUGCCUCCCGCGGAGUUGCGGCGAAACACGGCCCCAGUCAGGCGCAUAGAGCACCUGGGAUCCACCAAAUCUCUGAACCACUCAAAGCAGCGCAGCACUCUGCCCAGGAGCUUCAGCCUGGACCCGCUCAUGGAGCGGCGCUGGGACUUAGACCUCACCUACGUGACGGAGCGCAUCUUGGCCGCCGCCUUCCCCGCGCGGCCCGAUGAACAGCGGCACAGGGGCCACCUGCGCGAGCUGGCCCACGUGCUGCAAUCCAAGCACCGGGACAAGUACCUGCUCUUCAACCUUUCAGAGAAAAGGCAUGACCUGACCCGCUUAAACCCCAAGGUUCAAGACUUUGGCUGGCCUGAUCUGCAUGCUCCACCCCUGGACAAGCUGUGCUCCAUCUGCAAAGCCAUGGAGACGUGGCUCAGUGCUGACCCACAGCACGUGGUCGUACUAUACUGCAAGGGAAACAAGGGCAAGCUCGGGGUCAUCGUUUCUGCCUACAUGCAUUACAGCAAGAUCUCUGCAGGGGCGGACCAGGCACUGGCCACUCUUACCAUGCGGAAAUUCUGCGAGGACAAGGUGGCCACAGAACUGCAGCCCUCCCAGCGUCGAUACAUCAGUUACUUCAGUGGGCUGCUAUCUGGCUCCAUCAGAAUGAACAGCAGCCCUCUCUUCCUGCACUAUGUGCUCAUCCCCACGCUGCCAGCCUUUGAACCUGGCACAGGCUUCCAGCCCUUCCUUAAAAUCUACCAGUCCAUGCAGCUUGUCUACACGUCUGGAGUCUAUCACAUUGCAGGCCCUGGUCCCCAGCAGCUUUGCAUCAGCCUGGAGCCGGCCCUCCUCCUCAAAGGCGAUGUCAUGGUAACAUGUUAUCACAAGGGUGGCCGGGGCACAGACCGGACCCUCGUGUUCCGAGUCCAGUUCCACACCUGCACCAUCCACGGACCACAGCUCACUUUCCCCAAGGACCAGCUGGACGAGGCCUGGACUGAUGAGAGAUUCCCCUUCCAAGCCUCCGUGGAGUUUGUCUUCUCCUCCAGCCCCGAGAAGAUCAAAGGCAGCACUCCACGGAAUGACCCCUCGGUCUCUGUCGACUACAACACCACCGAGCCAGCCGUGCGCUGGGACUCCUAUGAGAACUUCAACCAGCACCACGAGGACAGUGUGGAUUGUGCGCAGGGCAGCCUGCAAGGCUCCUUGACCCACACCCGGGGUCCCCUGGAUGGCAGUCCUUAUGCCCAGGUGCAGCGGCCUCCCCGGCAGACCCCCCCGGCGCCCUCUCCAGAGCCUCCACCACCCCCCAUGCUCUCUGUCAGCAGCGACUCGGGCCAUUCCUCCACGCUGACCACAGAGCCGGCUGCUGAGUCCCCUGGCCGGCCGCCCCCUACAGCUGCUGAACAGCAGGAGCUGGAUCGCCUCCUAGGAGGCUGCGGAGUGGCCAGUGGGGGCCGGGGAGCUGGGCGCGAGACGGCCAUUCUAGAUGACGAAGAGCAGCCCCCUGUGGGCGGAGGCCCCCACCUCGGUGUGUAUCCAGGCCACAGGCCUGGCCUCAGCCGCCACUGCUCCUGCCGCCAGGGCUACCGGGAGCCCUGCGGGGUCCCCAAUGGGGGCUACUACCGGCCAGAGGGAACCCUGGAGAGGAGGCGACUGGCCUACGGGGGCUAUGAGGGAUCCCCCCAGGGCUACGCCGAGGCCUCGAUGGAGAAGAGGCGCCUCUGCCGAUCGCUGUCAGAGGGGCCAUACCCCUACCCACCCGAGAUGGGGAAACCAGCCACUGGGGACUUUGGCUACCGCGCCCCAGGCUACCGGGAGGUGGUCAUCCUGGAGGACCCUGGGCUGCCUGCCCUAUACCCAUGCCCAGCCUGCGAGGAGAAGCUGGCGCUGCCUACAGCAGCCUUGUAUGGACUGCGGCUGGAGAGGGAGGCUGGAGAAGGGUGGGCAAAUGAGGCUGGCAAGCCUCUCCUGCACCCAGUGCGGCCUGGGCACCCGCUGCCUCUGCUCUUGCCUGCCUGUGGGCAUCACCAUGCCCCGAUGCCUGACUACAGCUGCCUGAAGCCACCCAAGGCAGGCGAGGAAGGGCACGAGGGCUGCUCCUACACCAUGUGCCCCGAAGGCAGGUAUGGGCAUCCAGGGUACCCUGCCCUGGUGACAUACAGCUAUGGAGGAGCAGUUCCCAGUUACUGCCCAGCAUAUGGCCGCGUGCCUCAUAGCUGUGGCUCUCCAGGAGAGGGCAGAGGGUAUCCCAGCCCUGGUGCCCACUCCCCACGGGCUGGCUCCAUUUCCCCGGGCAGCCCGCCCUAUCCACAAUCUAGGAAGCUGAGCUACGAGAUCCCUACGGAGGAGGGAGGGGACAGGUACCCAUUGCCUGGGCACCUGGCCUCAGCAGGACCUUUGGCAUCUGCAGAGUCACUGGAGCCGGUGUCCUGGAGGGAGGGCCCCAGUGGGCACAGCACACUGCCUCGGUCUCCCCGAGAUGCCCCAUGCAGUGCUUCAUCAGAGUUGUCUGGUUCCUCCAUGCCCCUGCACACCAGCAGCCCAGUCCAGGGCAAGGAAAGCACCCGGCGACAGGACACCAGGUCCCCCACCUCAGCGCCCACUCAGAGACUGAGUCCUGGCGAGGGCUUGCCCCCUGUUUCCCAGGCAGGCACCGGAAAGGCCCCUGAGCUGCCGUCGGGAAGUGGGCCUGAGCCUCCGGCCCCUAGCCCAGUCUCUCCGACCUUCCCUCCCAGCUCGCCCAGUGACUGGCCUCAGGAAAGGAGUCCAGGGGGCCGCUCAGAUGGCGCCAGUCCUCGGAGCCCUGUGCCCACCACACUUCCUGGCCUCCGCCACGCCCCCUGGCAAGGCCCUCGAGGCCCCCCAGACAGCCCAGAUGGGUCUCCCCUCACUCCUGUGCCUUCCCAGAUGCCCUGGCUUGUGACCAGCCCAGAGCCGCCUCAGAGCUCACCUACACCUGCUUUCCCCCUGGCUGCCUCCUAUGACACCAAUGGCCUUAGCCAGCCCCCACUUCCUGAGAAACGCCACCUGCCUGGGCCGGGGCAACAGCCAGGACCCUGGGGCCCAGAGCAGGCAUCAUCGCCAGCCAGAGGCAUCAGUCACCAUGUCACCUUCGCACCUCUGCUCUCGGAUAACGUCCCCCAACCCCCAGAGCCUCCUACACAAGAGAGCCAAAGCAAUGUCAAGUUUGUCCAGGAUACAUCCAAGUUCUGGUACAAGCCACACCUGUCCCGUGACCAAGCCAUUGCCCUGCUGAAGGACAAGGAUCCUGGGGCCUUCCUGAUCAGGGACAGUCAUUCAUUCCAAGGAGCUUAUGGGCUGGCCCUCAAGGUGGCCACACCGCCACCCAGUGCCCAGCCCUGGAAAGGGGACCCCGUGGAACAGCUGGUCCGCCAUUUCCUCAUCGAGACUGGGCCCAAAGGGGUGAAGAUCAAGGGCUGCCCCAGUGAGCCCUACUUUGGCAGCCUGUCCGCCUUGGUCUCCCAGCACUCCAUCUCCCCCAUCUCCCUGCCCUGCUGCCUGCGCAUUCCCAGCAAAGAUCCUCUGGAAGAGACCCCAGAGGCUCCAGUGCCCACCAACAUGAGCACAGCGGCAGACCUCCUGCGUCAGGGUGCUGCCUGCAGCGUGCUCUACCUGACCUCAGUGGAGACAGAGUCACUGACGGGCCCCCAGGCUGUGGCCCGGGCCAGCUCUGCAGCUCUGAGCUGUAGCCCCCGCCCGACACCAGCUGUUGUCCACUUCAAGGUGUCAGCCCAGGGCAUUACACUGACGGACAACCAAAGGAAGCUAUUCUUUCGCCGCCAUUAUCCAGUGAACAGCAUCACCUUCUCCAGCACAGACCCUCAAGACCGGAGAUGGACCAACCCAGACGGGACCACCUCCAAGAUCUUUGGUUUCGUGGCCAAGAAGCCGGGAAGCCCCUGGGAGAAUGUGUGUCACCUCUUUGCAGAGCUUGACCCAGAUCAGCCUGCUGGCGCCAUUGUCACCUUCAUCACCAAAGUUCUACUGGGCCAGAGAAAAUGAAGGAAGGCCACAAGCUCAGAGCCCACAUCAACACUGCACCCCUCCCAGCACCACACAGCCCUCACAUCCCCUGGCCUGGACCCAGGAGACCCAGGAGAAAGCACCCUCCCUUAGGAAUGAGGAGUGGGCAUCAGGCCUGGGACACUGCUCUCCUUCCCCGCCCCCAGCCUGCUAAGUUAAGUGGACAGGCCCACAAGAUGACCUUGCAUGUGAGCAGAUGGCAGAGAUGGGUGUGUGAGGGGUGAGGAGGCAUCAGCAGUGAAGCCCCGAAGGAGAUCAGGCAGCCCCACCUGCAGGAGAACAUCAGCCCUCCAGGGGAUCAGCCCCUGCCAGUUCCACCCAGCUGCAGGUCCCAGCACGGCAGGGAUGGGAGAGGGGUGGGGAGCAAGUCACUGCCUCCUCUGAGCAGAGAUUCAGAGUAGGAUCACAUGAAUAGGGGAAAAAAGAGAGUCUAUUUUUGUCUAAUAAUAAAGAAUUUCUAUAAACUUUA
Molecule: messenger RNA, 5501 nt
Organism: Pongo pygmaeus (Bornean orangutan)
Lineage: Eukaryota; Metazoa; Chordata; Mammalia; Primates; Hominidae
Gene: TNS2
Product: tensin 2
Exons: 29
Coding region: 761-5011 (1416 amino acids)
Biological process (GO): peptidyl-tyrosine dephosphorylation
Cellular component (GO): focal adhesion
Molecular function (GO): protein tyrosine phosphatase activity; protein binding
Source: RefSeq, a predicted model, not a curated record